AAAAAAUCCCAAAAUUAUUUCUCAUUUAAUAUUCGGCCUCGUUCAUCUUCUCUCAUAUGUGGCUGUGCUAAUGACCCUCACACCCCUCUCCCAUGCCUCCAAAAUUCCGGCCUCUCUUCUUCGUCAUUCUACUUCUAGCCACCGCCGCCACCAUUACCGCACACAGUUUAUCAAAUGCACUGUAUUUUGAGCAGCUUACGGUGUUUCGAGAAGCGCCGGCGUUUCGAAACGGCCUGGAAUGUCCCCAAGCUACAUGGUCAUCCACCAUCAAGGGACAGUCCCAGCAUGGCCUUUCGUCGAUUAUCCAUAUUGCCAUGACUCUCGACUCCACCUACCUCCGUGGCUCCAUUGCCGGCGUCCUAUCCGUAUUGCAGCAUGCCACUUGUCCCGAGAAUAUUGUCUUCCACUUCCUCUCCACGCAUCGCCGCGCCGAGCUCCGCCGCACGAUUACUUUGACGUUUCCGUAUCUCAACUUCCACCUCUAUCACUUCGACGCCGAUUUAGUCAAAGGAAAAAUCUCUUUCUCCAUUCGCCGGGCUCUGGAUCAACCGUUGAAUUACGCUAGAUUUUACCUCGCCGAUUUGUUACCGGCUAGUGUGGGCAGGAUCAUAUACUUCGAUUCUGAUCUAAUAGUGGUUGAUGACGUGGCUAAAUUAUGGAGUUUCAAUUUGGGUGCUCACGUUCUAGGUGCACCCGAGUACUGCCACGCUAACUUCACCAACUACUUCAAUUCACGAUUUUGGUCCAACCCGGCGUAUGCGGCGUCGUUUAGAGGGAGGAAGCCUUGCUAUUUUAACACAGGGGUGAUGGUGAUAGACGUGUUGAAAUGGAGAAAUGGAAAGUACACGCAGAAACUGGAGUACUGGAUGAGGAUACAAAAGAAGUAUAGAAUCUAUGAAUUGGGUUCUUUACCACCGUUCUUGCUUGUCUUCGCUGGGAAUGUGGAAGGCGUGGAGCAUAGAUGGAACCAACAUGGGCUUGGCGGUGAUAAUCUUCAUGGGUUGUGUAGAGAUCUACAUCCUGGUCCUGCUAGCUUGCUCCAUUGGAGCGGAAAGGGUAAGCCUUGGCUUAGAAUUGACUCCAAAAGACCCUGUCCCUUGGAUUCACUAUGGGCUCCUUACGAUUUGUAUCGCCACUCUUUACUCUUCUCUGAUAGUUGAAGCAGAAGAUGCCAGCUUGCUUCGGGUGGGAGUUUUUUCUCGAUUCAGUGAGGUUAACUAGGACAAAGGUGGAAAUAUAAAUUAUCGAGGCGUUAUGGGUAAUGGAUUGGUGGCGGAGGGCGGAGCAAAGGGAGCUAGUAGCGAUUGAAGUGGGGGAACUGCGCGGUUGACUGCUGUGAUUUGGUGCAAAUGGGUGGGCGAAGAAGAAGGUUAAACAGGGAAUGUGUUAAUGUAAGGUGAAUGAUGCUUGAUUGGCUGCAUGGUAUUUUUUUUUUUUCUAGAACAAAAAAAAAAGAUAGUUUAAGAAGAAAAAAAUAAAACGAAAAAGAUGGGUGUGGUUGGAGGUGGAUAUCCAUUUCUUUGAUCAUGGAAAUCGCUCUCAAGUGGUUUUCUUUUGCUUUUACAAACAGUGGAAAGUGAAUGACAAUGGCAGAACACCUACAUUGUUUUGAUGAAUGGUGUCAUGUCCACUUGUUUUUCCAUUUUAUUGCAUUGUGGGGCCUUUUGAUUGCAGCUGUUUUGGGUUUAUUGAUGUGGAUUAGAAUCAAAA
Messenger RNA from Manihot esculenta (cassava), 1710 nucleotides. Its product is annotated as probable galacturonosyltransferase-like 3. The record is from RefSeq and is a predicted model, not a curated record. The transcript has a single exon. NCBI's taxonomy places the organism in Eukaryota, Viridiplantae, Streptophyta, Magnoliopsida, Malpighiales, Euphorbiaceae. Gene Ontology annotation, cellular component: Golgi apparatus. Gene Ontology annotation, molecular function: glycosyltransferase activity. The coding region runs from base 93 to 1160 and encodes 355 amino acids.